UUGAAGCCAUUGAGAUGAGCUCACAAAUCAAAAAUCUAAACCAGAAAAAUGAAAAUGACGACGGCAACAACAACCAAAACAAUCGGCAGAAGCUUGAAGCACUAGAAGAGGCUGAUGAGCCAGCUUAUUUUCUUUGGCCUUAGCUGCCUGUGCCAUCUUCAUGUUCAUUUUUUGCAUUAUUGUUAUCCGAGCCCAAAAAAUCUGUGUCACAAACCGCUGCGAACAAAAUUUUUGUUACAAAAAAGACAAACGAGAGAACAGAGCAAACGAGAGCUAGUGAGAAAAAGAGAUCACAAUGAAAUGUAUCCAAAAUCCGAACGAAUGAAACGAUGGAAGUUGACGAACGCGACGCAAUGACGAAAAGUCAUAUUAACACAACAGCAAAUGUGCGUACUUGUUAUCAAUACAUGAGAAUGCUAUCAACAACGCUAACGCUACUUCAAACGAGCUCGUUGUUUCAGUUAAUUUUGCCAUCUCUCUUUCGCCGCAUCUCCCUUUCCGUCUCGCUCUCGCCGUGCCUUUUCUUCAUCGAUGUCUGAAUACUAAUUGCUUUCAACAUAGAUGCUAACGAGAGCCGUGAGUACUGUUUGAUGCGCAAUGCUUACGCUGUUCGAUGUGUUGGUGAGAGAAACAGAAAACAAAAUUCUACCACAGAUUCGUUCACCUACACACGCGCACUCAACUCAAGCUAUGCCAACGACACAAUCACACGACUGAGCCCUUUGACACUGACCACCGUCACUCGGUCCCAACUGCUGAUUGCUCUAGUUAUAAACAAACGCGCUAUUCGGUCAGCUGUGUACUUUAUUUCGAUGCGACACAAUUUUUUUUUUAUUGACAUUCAAUUUUUUCAACCGCAAACAAGUGCUAGUUUUCCUGAAUAUCCGAAUUGGAGUACAAUUUUCGUAUUGUUUCUUUUAAAAAUUGCUCGUUUUUCGUCCUAAAAAAGAACAUUUUUUUGAUAGAAUUGAGUUUUCAAUGGAUUACGUUGUUUUUUGUUUGGUUUUGUACUGAGUUUUUCAUGUGAAUUGAGUUAAAAACUGUGAAACACGUGGUGUCACCAUAAUGCAAUCGCUUGACAGGCAACAUUGCAGCCAAACACAGGCUAAACAUGACGUUUUCUGUUGGACAUGCCACAAAGAUAAGCCGAAUCUCUUCUGUUCAACGUGUGUGCGAUCGUUUCACAUUUCGGCAUCAUGUUCACAUGUCAAAAAAAUGAUAGCGACAGAUAAAAGUGGCUGGCGAUGCCUAGAGUGUAUCGAGGUGGAGAAAGACGUCUUCCAAAUGAAAACCAAUAAAAUGGAGACGGGAUACUUGAACGAGCUGUUGAAUUAUAUUUCCAAAUUGCUUCAAGCGGAUCAAUAUUUGGCCGACCGAUUUCUCGAUGUUGAAUAUGGAAACAAAAGAGGACCAGUGUGCAAUCCAUUGGAUCUGACUAGAGUCGGAGAAAAGACGGAAUAUGCCGAAUACACUUGCAUUGAGGACUUUUGGUCUGAUAUCAAGUGGAUCGUGCAUAAUACGAAAGUUCAUCGAUCAGGUGACAAAUACGCCAUUGAAGGUCUGAAGUGGUUGACAAAGUUCACAAAGAAUGAAAUUUACACCAUUCGAUUGUGUCACGAGUGCUAUCGAAAUGCCAAUCAAAACCCAAAAGAUUGGUUCACGAAGCCAUGCGCAAAGCCGCACAUUCUGGUUUGGGUCCAGCAAAAGGGUUAUCCAUACUAUCCCGCAAAGUUGAUGGCAGUAAACAACGACAAGCACACGGUUGAUGUGCAGUUUUUUGGCCAACAUGAACGAAUGGUUUUGAAGCCCGAAGACUCAGCCUGUCAUAUCUAUUCGGAAAAAUGUCCCAGUUCGAGUAUUGGUUCAUCGAAAUAUGAUUGGGAAAAGGCGGUUAAUGAGGCUCGAGUCUAUAUUCAAAAUCUCGUCGAGAUGUUUGGAUCGUUUCACUACGCUGCACCGAAUACGAUACUGAAUAAAGACAAAUUGGAUCGCCAUCUGUAUGAAAUGAUACCAAAGGCAUUGAAAAUGGUAGGAAUCACCGAGAUACCAUCGCCAAUACCAAAGACAGCCACCGCUGCCCGCCGAAUGACAAUAGCUUCAAUCUUUGCUGAUGGGGCACCUCGACGAAAGUCGAUUUCUGUAAGACGACGAAAAUCGGUUGCAUUUGAUGCAAAUCAAGUUGAGCUUGAUUGCGACCCAGAUUUCAUACCAACGGGCCAAAAACGAAAGUUGGAUAUUCUGCACGACCUUGAACCGUUGCCGUUGGCAAAAAAGCAACGAGUUGAAGACUCAUCGAACAGCAUCGGUACAAGAGUGGAAAAUGGCCAAAGCAAUGAAGUGCCAACAUCGGUAGGUGCAGCCAGUAUUCCGUCUGUACGGAUCCAUGGAUCACAUGUACCAGCUUCUGUUCUACCGGUUCGUGCGCGAAAGACAUUCCCCAAUUCCACGUUGCGUACAUUCAAUCCAUCGAAUUCAGAAUUUUCACAUCGACCGAUCAACGAAGCUUCAUCGUCGGCAACCGCUGUACUACUCAAAGAAGAGCAAGAGUCACUAAGUGAUCAGAACUCGAUGGACAAUUUGAUUCUACAUUACAGUGACAGCGAUGAAGUGGUGUCACCUCAAUCGAAGUGCAAACAAGAAGAAAUGGUCGCUCUAUGCAAUGCCCUGUCUGGAACGAAUGCACCACAAAUGACUGAAUGCAUUCGUUCAUCGCUAGAAACAACAUUGGUUGACUUGACAGCCACCACCGAUGCAGCCAAACAGAUUCAGUUGCUGCAGAAUGAGCUGGAAAAGCAACGAAUCGAGAAUGAUAUUCUCGGUAACAAGAAUAACCAACUCACAAAGCAAAACGGUGAUUUGAUUCAGGAGCUGGUCAAUGUCAAUCAAAAAUUGGAUGUGAUGACGAAGAGAAAUGCGGAAUUGGUCACCGUUAACAAAGUAUUAACGCAGUCGACGGAAAAAUUCAAAGUGGAAAUCGGACAAUUGGGUGAUCGAAUCAAAGGCGAAUGCAAAGUAGAACAAGCUAAAUUAAUUGCUGAAACGAAACAGACAAAGUGGUGCGCUGCAUGCGGUUUACCAUGUGGACGGUACUACUGUAGUUUCGCAUGCGAAGAACAUGCUCG
This is a messenger RNA of Sitodiplosis mosellana (orange wheat blossom midge), 3122 nucleotides long. RefSeq lists its product as uncharacterized. Gene Ontology annotation, molecular function: protein binding. The record is from RefSeq and is a predicted model, not a curated record. Lineage: Eukaryota; Metazoa; Arthropoda; Insecta; Diptera; Cecidomyiidae.